Lodderomyces parapsilosis is the source of this 1368-nucleotide messenger RNA. RefSeq names its product mRNA splicing protein. Gene Ontology annotation, cellular component: catalytic step 2 spliceosome. Lineage: Eukaryota; Fungi; Ascomycota; Pichiomycetes; Serinales; Debaryomycetaceae. Bases 1 to 1368 code for a protein of 455 amino acids. The record is from RefSeq and is a predicted model, not a curated record. Gene Ontology annotation, molecular function: RNA helicase activity; ATP binding; RNA binding. The transcript has a single exon. Gene Ontology annotation, biological process: mRNA splicing, via spliceosome.
AUGAAUGAACGAGAUUGGCGAAUAUUUAAUGAAGAGUUUUCCAUCAAUUACCGAGGUGGCGGCAAGAUCGUGCCUCACGCAAUUCGAUAUUGGAAAGAAUGCCAAUUGCAAGAGCCGAUUCUACAAUCUAUACAAGAACUUGGGUACAUUACUCCCACACCGAUACAAAGAGCCAGUAUACCGAUUAGUUUGGAAAAAUUAGACGUGGUGGGAGUCGCUGAGACUGGUAGUGGUAAGACUCUCGCUUAUUUGUUGCCCAUUUUGCAAUAUUUGUCCCAAAUUGAUUCAAAUUAUAUGCAAUUCGAAAGGAUUAAAAACCAACCAUUGGCACUUAUUUUAGCACCAACGCGUGAAUUGGCAUUACAAAUCACUGCACAAGCUGAGAAACUAUGUACGCGAUUAGGCUACAAUGUUGUUUCCAUAAUUGGUGGACAUCAGUAUCAAAGUACAAUUGAAGAAAUUGAUAAUGGUAGAGCUGGUACCAAAGGUGGUGUCGACAUUGUUGUUGCAACACCUGGUCGAUUAUUGGAUUCAAUUGAUCGCAAAAUCAUCAACUUACAAAAAUGCUACAAUUUGGUUAUGGAUGAAGCAGAUCGAAUGAUUGAUAUGGGGUUUGAACGCGAUUUGCAUCGAUUGAUUGCUUAUUUGCCCACUCAGGAUGAUCUACGAUGUACUAUUGAUGGCAAGAUUUUCCAUCUAACUCAACGGAUAACUUCAAUGUUUACUGCAACCAUAUCACCACCAAUUGAAAAAUUGACUAAAUCAUAUUUGACUGAUCCAGUUUUUGUAACCAUUAGUGGUGCCGGUGAAGCCUUGGAUAACAUUGAUCAGAAAUUCGAGUAUUUGCCUACACUGAAGAUGCAAAUUGGUCCCGAGGUAAUUAAACAAAUCAAACUGGACAAUUUGCUCCGUGUUAUCAAAGCUCAUAAACGAAACAACCCCAAGGCACUUAUAAUCAUUUUCGCCAAUUUCAAACAUGUUGUCGAUACGCUACUGGAAGACUUGGAUGCAAAGCAAUUCCCCAAUGUAAUCAUCCAUGGUUCUAAAACUCAAGCUCAACGAGAAUUGGCACUUGAACAGUUUAAACUACACGACCCGUCAAUUUUAAUUGCUACUGAUGUUGCAGCAAGAGGUAUUGAUAUACCUCAAGUGAGUCUCGUUGUUAAUUUCCAAAUGCCUAAUAAAUUUGAUGAGUAUAUUCAUCGAAUUGGUAGGACUGGUCGUGCUGGUCAGUUUGGAACUAGUGUUUCAUUUAUUGACGAUGGUGAUGUGGCGACGUUUUCGGAGUUGAAAAAGUUCCUAACUAAAGGUGGUAAAAAAGUGCCUGAUUGGUUAUAUCGAUACAAUUCAGCGACAAUAAGAGAGUGA